Prunus mume (Japanese apricot) is the source of this 1920-nucleotide messenger RNA. The record is from RefSeq and is a predicted model, not a curated record. NCBI's taxonomy places the organism in Eukaryota, Viridiplantae, Streptophyta, Magnoliopsida, Rosales, Rosaceae.
AUGGAGACUGUUGGCAUAUUGGUAUUCUACAACGGAAGCUGGGUUCACAAGGAUAAGAUUGAGAGUUAUGAAGGUGGCGAGGCUAAAGGCGUAAUAGUAUCACGGAACAUAACCUUUUCUGAGCUUGUUGACCGCAUUUAUAAGAUCACGAAUGCAGAUCUCAACAAAUAUUGUGUCACACUAAAGUAUUCAGUUCCUCUAUCAUCAUCUACCUAUAAGCACCUAAAGGUUGAAGACAAUGAUGACGUUCAAUAUUUUCUAAAGUACAACAUGGGCGUUAUGACCUCUAAAGUAACCCCUUUAUUAGCAACCCUCAAAAUUAUAGAAGGACAUGGUAUUUAUGGCUGCAAUGGCAUUGUAAGCAUUGGGAGUAGCAAUGCUCCCCCUGCAAUUGUUGUGAGAGAUAUGAAUGAGGUAAUUGGGGAUAGCGGAACUGAAAAUGGUGUAACUGGUUUUAAUUGGAAAGAUUGGGUUGAAGAUGUUAAUUUUGAAUGUGUUGAAAACAUAGUCGCAGAUUUUUGUGUACCUAGGAAUGAAGAGGAAGCGUACUCUACACCAAACGGGCAUCCUCAUCGAGAAAGCAAUUUCCAAACCUCCAUGGUGCAGGUUACACAAGUGCAAUCUGAAACUCCGCAACAAUCAAGUUGGACUCAAAUGCAUACAAGCCAGGUUCACUUGGUGCAUGGUAAAAGUGUGGAAGAUAUUGAUUAUGGAUUGCUGUCCGACAGUGUGAAUUGGAGAUUGAAGGAUUCAGGCACCAUUUAUACUCUAGCUGAUAUCAAGAAAGAUGUCAAAACAAAUUUUGGGGUGACCAUAGGCUAUGCUACAGCAUGGAGAAGCCGAGAGUUAGGUUUCAAAACAAUUAGAGGGUCUGCAGAACAGUCAUAUUCCCUUCUCCUUUCAGGAUUUAAGUCCUUAAUGCGUCCUGUGAUUGCUGUUGAUGCUACCCAUUUGAAGUGCAAGUACAAAGGUGUUUUGUUUGUUGCCACCGCAUUUGACGGAAUCCAUAGAAAUGGGUUGAAAAGAGCUUUUCCUAAGGCAGCACAUGGUGUUUGCUUUUAUCACUUGAAGGGCAAUAUGAAAGCCUCAUUUAAGUUGAAGAAGCAGGAUCCAAUAUUGGGGUUUUUUGUGCAGGCAGCUAAGUCUUACCGUCUAGCAGAGUUCAAUCGUUAUUUCUCCAUGAUAAACAACAAGCGAGUGCAAACUUAUCUAGUACGUGCAGGGCUCCAUAAGUGGUCUCGAGCCCAUUGUGACGGACAACGAUAUAAUGUCAUGACAACUAAUAUUGCAGAGUCCAUUAAUUCAGUUCUUCGUUUUGCAAGGAUGCUUCUGGUGGUACACUUGAUCGAGGAAAUUAGGAAUAUGCUUCAGAAUUGGUUUAGUCAACGUCGAGAUUUGUUAAUGAAAUGUAAAUCUAUGUUGUGCCCUGAUUUAGGCGAAAAGAAAUUGAGGAAGAGAUUAGACGCUGCUUCAAGGAUGAAUGUGGUUAAAAUCAAUGAUGUGGAGUAUAAUGUGCUUGAUGGUGAUAUGAAUGGUCUCGUGCACUUGCAAAACCAUAGUUGUACGUGUAGGAAGUUUGACUUAGAGCAACUCCCAUGCAAGCAUGCUAUUGCGGUAUGUCAGCACUUGAAAUUGAACCCAUACUCAUUUGCCUCUUCGUAUUACACUCGAGCUACAUGGGCAGCUGCAUAUGUUGAAUCCAUUUAUCCUGUACCACUUCAAGGGACAUGGGUUAUUCCCAAAAAUGUCCUCCCCCCUAUUUCAAAGGUUAUGUCGGGCCGUCGUAAGAUGCAAAGAAUACCUUUUAAAGGAGAGGACUCACGAGAAAAAAAAAAAUGCUCAAGGUGCAGUGUGAAGGGCCACUAUCGAAGUACAUGCAAAGAAGCUAUCCCCAUCACUAACAAGAAGCAGAUCAUUUAG